Eufriesea mexicana is the source of this 1108-nucleotide messenger RNA. RefSeq names its product farnesyl transferase alpha (gene Fnta). Gene Ontology annotation, cellular component: CAAX-protein geranylgeranyltransferase complex; protein farnesyltransferase complex; cytoplasm. Gene Ontology annotation, biological process: protein farnesylation; protein geranylgeranylation. Gene Ontology annotation, molecular function: protein farnesyltransferase activity; CAAX-protein geranylgeranyltransferase activity. The record is from RefSeq and is a predicted model, not a curated record. NCBI's taxonomy places the organism in Eukaryota, Metazoa, Arthropoda, Insecta, Hymenoptera, Apidae.
UAAUGGGAGGAUUAACAGGUUUGAAAAGAUAAAACAGCUAACAUAAUCAAGUCGUGGAAGUUAAUUUUCAGUUUUGUCAGUUCCACGAUAUUUUGUGAAAAUAAAAGAUGAUGGAAAGCUCUGAUGAAAAUUCUGAAGAUUCAAGCUGGGUAUUAUAUAGGGAUCGUGAAGAAUGGAGAGAUGUAAUUCCUGUGCCUCAGGAUGAUGGUCCCGAUCCUAUUGUUUCAAUUGCUUAUUCUGAAAAAUUUAGGGACACAUAUGACUAUUUCCGAGCUAUUAAAAGUAUACUAUUUUUAUUUAAUAUUACUUUAAAUCGAUAUAAAUUUCCUUUUACUAAAAUUUUAUUAUUAUUUUAAGUUAGGGACACAUAUGAAGAGUUACGAGAUGAAUUAAAAUCUAUUAAUCUGUUGACAUAUGACAGCUCUAAAAAUUACCAAGUUUGGCAUCAUAGAAAAGUUAUUGUUGAAUGGAUGCAAGAUCCCAGUGGAGAAUUAGAAUUUAUAGAAAAUAUUUUAAAACUUGAUGCAAAGAAUUAUCAUGUUUGGCAAUAUCGCCAGUGGUGUAUAAAAACAUUUAAUUUAUUUGACAAAGAGUUAGAAUAUACAGAACACUUAUUGAAUGAAGAUAUUCGCAAUAAUUCUGCUUGGAAUCAACGUUAUUUUGUAUUAAGUAAUACAACAAAAUUUGAACAAAGCGUAAUUGACAGAGAAAUUGAGUUUGCCUUGGAUAAAAUUGAUUUAGUCAAAGGAAAUGAAAGUGCUUGGAAUUACCUACGAGGUAUCUUAAUGCAAGAUAGCCAGGGUUUGGCCUAUAAUGAAAGAGUAAGACAGAAGUGUGAGGAAUUGUACCAUGCUGGUUGUCGUGUUAAUCAUUUGCUGGCUUGUAUUAUAGACAUUUGUCAGGAAAAACCAAUAUCAGAGGAAUCACCAGAUUCAAUAUUUCAUAUUACUAAUGCUCUUAAGCUAUGUAAAGAAUUAUGUGAGAAACAUGAUACAAUAAGAAGGAGAUAUUGGGAUUAUAUUGGUCAACAGUUAUUGGAUAAAAUGAAAUCAGAAUCAGUAACAACGUAGUUUCUUUUAAAUUUUUAUAAAAACACGAUUUUAAUUAA